Molecule: messenger RNA, 406 nt
Organism: Protobothrops mucrosquamatus (brown spotted pit viper)
Lineage: Eukaryota; Metazoa; Chordata; Lepidosauria; Squamata; Viperidae
Product: SH3 and PX domain-containing protein 2B-like
Exons: 5
Biological process (GO): superoxide anion generation
Molecular function (GO): phosphatidylinositol binding; superoxide-generating NADPH oxidase activator activity; protein binding
Source: RefSeq, a predicted model, not a curated record
AUGCAAAUGUUGGACAAAUUUCCAAUGGAAGGAGGACAAAAGGACCCUAAACAAAGGAUAAUUCCCUUUUUGCCAGGCAAAAUUCUCUUCCGACGAAGUCAUAUCCGUGAUGUUGCUAUUAAGCGCCUUAUACCCAUUGAUGAGUAUUGUAAGGCUCUGAUCCAGCUGCCACCAUACAUUUCUCAGUGUGAUGAGGUUCUUCAGUUUUUUGAGACAAGGCCAGAGGACCUAAAUCCUCCUAAAGAUGAACCAAUUGGAAAGAAGAGAUCUGCUGGAGAUUUGUCAUCUGCUGAUCCCAUGGUCCUGGAACAAUAUGUGGUGGUGGCUGAUUAUCAGAAGCAAGAGAGCUCUGAAAUUAGUUUGUGUGCUGGCCAAGUUGUGGACAUAAUUGAGAAGAAUGAAUCUG